Messenger RNA from Elgaria multicarinata webbii, 3033 nucleotides. RefSeq names its product HHIP like 1 (gene HHIPL1). The transcript is spliced from 9 exons. The record is from RefSeq and is a predicted model, not a curated record. Bases 1 to 2466 code for a protein of 821 amino acids. Lineage: Eukaryota; Metazoa; Chordata; Lepidosauria; Squamata; Anguidae. Gene Ontology annotation, cellular component: membrane.
AUGGCGCGGGCGCGGGCUCCCGGCUGCCGCUCCUGGCCCCUGUUGGCCCUGCUCCACGCGCUGCUCUGGCUGGAGCGGGCGGCGGGCCACCCGCAGUGCCUGGACUUCAAGCCGCCGUUCAAGCCGCCGCGGCCGCUCACCUUUUGCGUCCAGUACUCGGACUUCGGCUGCUGCGACGCCGAGCGCGACGCCGCCCUGCUGCAGCGCUACUACAGCGUCAGCGGGCACCUCGACCGGGCCGCCUACACCAGCUGCGCCAGCCACCUGCAGAACCUCCUGUGCCAGGAAUGCUCCCCCUACGCUGCUCACCUGUUUGAUGCUGAAGACCCUUCUACUCCAGAGAGAACGGUACCAGGACUGUGCCAAGACUACUGUGUACAAGUGUGGCAAAGCUGCAGGUCCAUGUUCCGUUAUCUCACUCCUGACGAAGAGUUACUGGCCCUAGAAAACAACAUGAUGAAGUUCUGCCGUUAUUUGUCCUUGGAUGAUACAGACUACUGUUUUCCUCACCUCCUAGUCAAUGAACAACUUUCUCAGAACCUUGGGGUGGUGACCGCUGAUUCAGAAGGAUGCCUGCAGUUGUGUUUAGCGGAGGUCGCCAAUGGGCUUAGGAAUCCAGUUGCCAUGGUCCAUGCAAAUGACGGGACUCAUAGAUUCUUCAUUGCCGAACAAGUUGGCUUAGUCUGGACCUACCUCCCAGAUCGUUCACGGCUUGAAAAAGCAUUUCUGAACAUCAGUGAAGCUGUACUUACCUCACCUUGGGAAGGAGAUGAGAGAGGUUUUCUAGGUAUUGUCUUCCAUCCUAAAUUCAAAUUUAAUGGUAAAGUGUAUGUCUACUAUUCAAUUGAAGUUCAAUAUGAAGAGAGAAUCCGAAUCAGUGAGUUCAGAAUUUCUCCUGAUGACAUGAAUUCUGUGGACCAUGGUUCUGAAAGAAUAAUUCUGGAGGUGGAAGAGCCAGCUUCCAAUCACAAUGGAGGAGAACUGUUGUUUGGAGAUGAUGGUUAUCUUUAUAUCUUCACUGGAGAUGGGGGAAUGGGUGGUGAUCCUUUUGGGUCAUUUGGAAAUGCUCAAAACAAGUCAACACUGCUAGGCAAAGUGCUCCGGAUCAACGUGGACAACAAUGACCAGGGGCCCCUUUAUCAAAUCCCUCCCGACAAUCCCUUUAUUAAUGAAUCCAAAGCCCGGCCCGAAGUCUAUGCUUACGGGGCGAGGAAUAUGUGGCGUUGUUCUUUCGAUAGGGGUGACCCCUACACAAAGGAAGGGAAAGGACGGCUUUUCUGUGGUGAUGUGGGACAGAAUAAAUUUGAAGAAAUCGACAUUGUGGAGAAAGGGAGAAAUUAUGGCUGGAGAGCAAGAGAAGGGUUCAGCUGUUACGACAAAAAGCUUUGCACCAAUUCCUCAUUAGAUGAUGUGCUUCCAAUCUAUGCUUAUCCACACAAAAUGGGGAAGUCAGUUACAGGAGGCUAUGUCUAUCGAGGUUGCGAGUCUCCAAAUUUGAACGGGCUGUACAUAUUUGGUGAUUUUAUGAGCGGGCGCCUCAUGUCCUUGAAAGAAAGUCGUGCAACUGGGGAAUGGCAGUACACUGAAAUUUGCAUGGGAAAGGGUCAAACGUGCGUGUUUCCGGGACUUAUCAAUAACUACUAUCAGUAUAUCAUCUCUUUUGCCGAAGAUGAGGCAGGGGAACUCUACUUCAUGUCAACUGGAAUACCAAGUGCUACGUCUCCUAACGGAGUAGUUUACAAAAUUGUUGACACGUCCCGGAGAGCGCCACCUGGGAAAUGCCGUGUUGAGCCUCUACCAGUAAAAGUCAAAAGCAGGCUUGUGAAGUUUUUUCCGAAGGAAAAGCUUAUAGUGAAAAUGCCAACACAGCGUCCUAAAGUAAGAGUCACAACCAGAGCCCCAACAAGGAGCAGAGCAACGGCAGAACCACCACGGGCCACAACUCCAGACUGGAUGGAGCAACUCCUGAUCCUUCUAAGAAAGGAGAAUCGAGUGCAGAUGACCACUGCAUCGCCACGGACCAAAGCUCCAAAGCCCCGGAAAGGAGGAAGGGCUGGUGGAAGACGGGGUCAGAGGAGGAGAAAUAGGCCUACCAGUCUUCCCCCACGGACACGGAAUGGUGCAGUUCGAAUAAUGAAUGGCGAUGUGAAAGGGAAAGACCGAGGCAGGGUUGAAAUUUUCAUCAACGGGAAGUGGGGCACUGUGUGUGAUGACUUGUGGACCUCAAAAGCAGCCGCCGUCGUUUGCGGCCAGUUGGGCUAUGCUUUUGUGAUCAGGGCAACCAAGAAAGCAGAGUUUGGGGAGGGGCGUUCACUUCCUAUCCUUCUUGACGAUGUUCAGUGCACGGGAUGGGAGAAGACCCUCCUGGAGUGCACACACGCAACCAUCGGGAAGCACAAUUGUUCCCACAAAGAGGACGCAGGAGUGAUAUGCAGCCAUGCAGAUGUUUUGGAGACGGAACAGUAGGAGGAGUGGGAGUAUGGAAUGGCACUAUGGCAUUGUUCUUUUUCCAUAAAAACACACCCAUUGUCUGACGUGAAUGGUCUAUCAAAUUAACUCAUCAUGAUUUAGGAAGCAUCAUAUGUGCAUACCAGAUGAGCUGAAGGAAUAUAUUGUAUGUAAAAUGACCACAUCUGUGGUCAGUGAUUGCUUGCCAUUUUACAAACAGAAGAAUACAUAACUAACCAGCCUCUCUCGUUUUUAAUUGGUUUCCAUUGUAAAUCAGAGAAUGAUCAUGUUAGAUACCUUGGAUUAAAAAUUAAACACUGGGCAGACAUCUCAUGCUGGUUUUAUGUUACUUUGUAAGUAUUUAUAUUCUGCGAUCAGUCCGUAUUUUACAAAGUAUAUCAGUAACAGGACCAUUCUGGAGGAUGCAAGAGAAAGGAAAUAUGCACAGAAGUUUACGAAUUAAGGAGAAAUCUUAGACAUGUCUGCUCAGAAGUAUACCCUCCUGCAUUCAGUGGAGUCACUCUGAGGUAAAUGGGUAUAGGAUUGCAGCCUCAUUGAUUAUUCCUUAAUAUAUUCUAGGUACAU